Messenger RNA from Serendipita indica DSM 11827, 858 nucleotides. Lineage: Eukaryota; Fungi; Basidiomycota; Agaricomycetes; Sebacinales; Serendipitaceae. The record is from the annotation of a GenBank genome assembly.
AUGGCUUACCAUUCCGAGUACCAGCACCCGUACGCAAACUACUCGUCCUCUGCUUAUCUUGACCACCAACACCCCUCGACGUCGCCCGCGUCCUCGCAUCCAACGCCCGUAUCCCCUCCGCUCCAGACUCACGAGCGGAUACCAGUUCCUCAGUCUCCCUCAUCGUUUAUUUACAACAGAAACAAUGCUCCGUACCCGUCGUCCUCAGCCGUCUACCCAAACGAAAAUCCUGCAUAUCACCACCACCAUCAUCCAUACCACCCGCAUCACCAUGCCGAGGGCCAGACGUCGGUCCUCUACCGUCAAAGCUCGAUGGACUCGCAUCGACACGCUUAUCCCUCCCCGCCAGCUCCUGUACACGAAUAUCACCACGAACAGCCUCAACAGCGUUCAAACUCGAGUGUGCACCAGGUCCAGGGCUAUUCGCCUCAACCGCAACAUCUGCCGUCCCCCGUGAGCUCGCAUCAGCAACAACAGCAGCCGACACACAUCAACCCGCACCCAUCAAGCUACUCACAGCGAGGACAGGAGAUGUAUGUGGCCUCGGACAGCCCAGCCACCCUCUCUGAAGCAGACGACCGACUGAUGCGCUACCACUUUCCUCUUGAUACCCAAGUACACCUCCGACGCGCCCUUUUUCACGUCCUGAAUGCAGGCUGGAAACGCGCCAACGAGCGCGAGCCGACGGAUGACAUCUUGCUCCAAUUUACAACCAGAAACGGCAAGCUCUACCAGUGUGCGUUUUGGAAAGCAGAUACACGCUGCGUCAAGGAAUUUGAUCGCAAGGACCGUGUGCUCGACCAUAUACGCACGCACAUUGACCUCCAGCCAUUCGUCUGCCGCGAAGCGGGCUGGUAA